UUCAUCUUAUUCCACGUUCAUUCUCUCCCUCUUCGUAGCUUUCUCAAAGACAAUAGAAGCUUAUCUUGAAUCGCCAUGACGACCGCGAAAAGGCUCUGUUUCGUUGUUAUUCUAUCAACGUGUCUUCUAACUGUCGAACUCACGCGAGCUGAGGAGGACUCUCUCUCACCGGCUAUCUCGCCAGGACGUGAUUCUCCUCUGCCACCGGAAUCACAUUCAUCUCCGUCACCACCAGAAGCAGAUUCCCUUCCGCCACCAGCUUCAUCACCAAGACAUGAACCCCUAGCGGAUUCUCCACCACCACCUCCUCCUCAACCGUCACCAUCUCCAUCUACUGAACUAGCGCCGGUUCCUACUCCGUCAAAGGACGAUUCCCAUGAGGAUUCAGAGCCGGAGACAGAGUAUUUCCCUUCUCCAACGCCGUCUCCUGCGGCAGAAGAGCGAAAACCAGACGAUAUCAAAGCAAGCGAGGAUGGUGAUGAGUUCGAGAAAGAAGAAGAAAGCGGGAUGAGUGGAUUGGAAAAAGCUGGGAUCGCCUUUGGAGCUAUACUUGGAGUAGGAGCCAUCGUAAUGGGAGCUAUUGUUUACAAGAAACGUAGAGAUAACUUAACGAGAGCUCGUUACACUUACUUCCAAGGAGAGUUUCUUUAAACUGUUUUCUUGUUUUUUUUGGGAUUAAGAAACAUAUACAAUUUUUCAUACAUUGUAGUUUUUGGUGGCCCUACAUGAUGAAUCUUUCAUCUCUUAGUAGAGUUUAUAUUAUUAUAUAUUACCU
Messenger RNA from Brassica oleracea var. oleracea, 775 nucleotides. RefSeq names its product protein TsetseEP. The record is from RefSeq and is a predicted model, not a curated record. Lineage: Eukaryota; Viridiplantae; Streptophyta; Magnoliopsida; Brassicales; Brassicaceae. Bases 76 to 651 code for a protein of 191 amino acids. The transcript has a single exon.